AUGUUUUCGUGCUUUGGAAGCGAUGGCGAUGACCGCGAACGGGAGCCAUUGCUGCCCCAGUACAAUGACGACACCAGCCGCGAAGCGCGUCUGCACGAGAAGCUGCACAGCUACCAGAUGCUGCGCGCCAUCUCCAAAGGAUAUAUGCCGUCAACAGAGCAGACAGAAGUUCAAUUGAGAACUCUUCUGUCCUCGGAAAUCCUCAAUCCAUCAGAAAGGGCUGGCCUGUCAAGCUCUGGCCGUGCGCUGGUCCGCACCACCAAAGAAUGGCUGCAGCUCUUCAUCGAGCUUUUGCAUCAGAAAAACUCGCGAGAUCAAAUCCAAGAUUUCCUUUGGUACCUCACGAGCGCCAGAGUCAACAUUGAUGCCAAUGGUGCGGGCGGCAUCUUCAAUAGGGGCAAGGCCCACGCCAAGGCGUCAGCAACGGUAGAGGCGAUGCGAACCGUCUUCUCCCUGGCGCUGAUGAACAACGACUUCCGAGUCUUGAUGGCAGACGUCGGCACCAUCUCGACACAAAUACUCCGCGAUGGCGCUUUUGCUAUUGGCGAGGUGUCCCAAGAGGCCGGCAAGCAGCUCGACUCUGUCGCCAAGGGAUCUGACGACCUGGCUGCCCUGAAGAAUACUGAUAAAAAGGCCAAAGAACAGUUCACCAAGGAGGACUUGAAACAGAAAGCGGUCGAGGUCAAGGAUGACAUCAAGGGUGACGCGGCACAAGUGUCUGAAGAAAUGUACACCAGCUUGCAGGACCACAUGGGCGAGGAGACGCAAAAGGUCCUGAUCAAUCGUCUGAAGGCUGCAGUCAGCGGUCUCCGGCAGAAGAAGGAUUAUUCCGAGGCCGUUUCGCAGCUAGGCGGACUUCUGCAGCGCUGUGUUAGCAUUUAUCUUUCCGCUGCGGGAGAAGCUGCCGAGGAAGUGGAGGAGAAUAUCGAGCUGAACCGGGAGGCCAAGGUCGCAGCCAAGAACUUUUGGGGAUUCAUUUCUUCAUUUGGAGACCAGGGCAAGUGGGACAAGGCCGCCGACUCGUUUCGCCAAUUCAUCGACAAGAACCACGAGAACAAGGAAAACGCGGAGCAGCUUGCGCAGGAGCUCAUCACCAUGGUGCAGAAGAUGCUGUCUGACCCAGAAUUCCUGGAGAACUUUGGAGAGAAGAAGAAUGAGAUGAAGGAAAAGACCAAGGAGUUGACAAAGGACUCCACCCUGACGGACGACAUCUCUCAUCUGAUUAACGCUACGCAGUCGGCGGUGCAGUCGGCCAUUAACGAUCCAGCCGUGCAAAAGCUGAUGUCUUCAUCAUUCCGCCUGGCCGAAAUUCUAUUCCCGACAACCCAGGGCAACUCGGACUUGCUGACCGACUUUGCCAACACGCUACUGCCGCUGCUGGUGCAGGGAGUGCAGCAUGUGCCGAUUCCACGCCUCGAGCUUGCGACGCCAAAGAUCGACCUCCUCCUGGAGAAUCUCAUCCUGCAGCCUGGCAAAACAGUCAACCACACUUCCUUCCUACCGUACAAUAUCCAUUUCAUGACCAAGAACGACCUGGAUGUCACCAAACUCAGGUUCGGCACGACAUCGACCAUGACAAACCUGCUCACCAUCAAAGUGGCGGGCCUCUCCAUUGCGGCCGACGACCUGGGCUACUGGAUGCGCGUGCACUCUGGCAUUCUGCGCUUCAUGGACCAGGGCCUCGCCUCAUUCCACCUCGACGACCGCGGCAUCGACGUCGACGUGGAGCUCGAGAUUGGCAAGGACCGUCUCGAGGAGCUGGUGGUACUGCGCAACGCCAACGUCAAGAUCCACCACCUCGACUACAAGCUGCGCAAGUCCAAGUUUGCCUGCCUCGCGUGGUUCUUCAAGCUCCUCCUGCGGCCCAUCCUGCGCAAGGCGAUUGAGUCGAGCGUCAAGUCGGCCAUUGGCGAUGGCGUCAAGAACCUCAACAGGGAGCUCGUGUUUGCGCGGGAGCGGCUGCGCGCGACGCGCGUGUGCGACCCCGACAGCGUCUGGACGUUUUUCAAGGCCGUCGCGGCGCGGUUCACCUGGGAGCAGGACCCGAAUGUUUCCGCGAGAGUCGGUGUCAAGCCGGGCAAGGAUGUCUUUAGGGGCCGCUAUGCUCCGGGUAGCUUGGUGAAGCUGUGGGAGGAGGAGGCCGAGGACGCGCAGCAGAAUAUACAUGAGUACAGGAGAGAUGGCUGGAGGAACGAUAUAUUUAACAUACAGACUAUUACAAUGUAG
Akanthomyces muscarius is the source of this 2226-nucleotide messenger RNA. RefSeq lists its product as uncharacterized. Lineage: Eukaryota; Fungi; Ascomycota; Sordariomycetes; Hypocreales; Cordycipitaceae. Bases 1 to 2226 code for a protein of 741 amino acids. The transcript has a single exon. Gene Ontology annotation, molecular function: lipid binding. The record is from RefSeq and is a predicted model, not a curated record.